Molecule: messenger RNA, 1437 nt
Organism: Phyllostomus discolor (pale spear-nosed bat)
Lineage: Eukaryota; Metazoa; Chordata; Mammalia; Chiroptera; Phyllostomidae
Gene: FBXO4
Product: F-box protein 4
Exons: 7
Coding region: 9-1181 (390 amino acids)
Biological process (GO): protein polyubiquitination; SCF-dependent proteasomal ubiquitin-dependent protein catabolic process
Cellular component (GO): SCF ubiquitin ligase complex
Molecular function (GO): protein binding
Source: RefSeq, a predicted model, not a curated record
CGGCGGCUAUGGCAGGCAGCGAGCCCCGCGGAGGAGGCGGAGGCGGCGGCUCGCCGCAGCCGCCCUACAGCGACUGGGGCCGCUGGGAGGCGGCCAUCCUCAGCGGCUGGAGGACUUUCUGGCAGUCGGUGGGCAAGGAGCGCGCGGCGCGGGGCGCCCCCCGGGAGGAGGCGGACGAGGAGCCCAGCCCCCUGACGCGGCUGCCGGUCGACGUGCAGCUCUACAUUCUGUCGUUCCUUUCGCCCCACGACCUGUGUCAGCUGGGGAGCACCUGCCACUACUGGAAGGAGACCGUGCGGGACCCCAUUCUCUGGCGGUAUUUCCUGCUGCGCGACCUUCCCUCCUGGUCGUCUGUUGACUGGAAGUCCCUUCCCGAUCUAGAAAUCCUGAAAAAGCCUGUAGCUGAAGUCGGCGGCGGGGCGUUUUUUGACUACAUGGCCGUCUAUAAAACGUGCUGUCCAUAUACAAGAAGAUCCUCGAAAUCUAGCCGUCCUAUGUAUGGAGCGGUGACCUCAUUUUUACACUCACUGAUCAUUCAGAACGAACCACGGUUUGCUAUGUUUGGACCAGGCUUGGAGGAACUGAAUACGUCUUUGGUGUUGAGCUUGAUGUCUUCCGAGGAACUUUGCCCAACAGCUGGUUUGCCUCAGAGGCAAAUUGAUGGUAUUGGAUCAGGAGUCAACUUUCAGUUGAACAACCAACAUAAAUUCAACAUCCUGAUAUUAUAUUCAACUACCAGAAAGGAGAGAGACAGAGCAAGAGAAGAGCACACAAGUGCAGUUAACAAGAUGUUCAGUCUGCAGAGUGAAGGGGAUGACCAGCAGGGAAGCCGAUACAGCGUCAUCCCACAGAUUCAGAAGGUGUGUGAAGUUGUUGAUGGGUUCAUCUAUGUUGCAAAUGCUGAGGCUCAGAAAAGGCAUGAAUGGCAAGAUGAAUAUUCUCGUAUUAUGGCGAUGACCGAUCCAGCGUUUGGAUCUUCGGGGAGACCAAUGCUGGUUUUAUCUUGUAUUUCUCAAGCAAAUGUGAAAAGAAUGCCCUGUUUUUAUUUGGCGCAUGAGCUCCGUCUGAAUCAUCUAAACCACCCAUGGAUGGUCCAGGAUACAGAAGCUGAAACUCUAGCGGGCUUUUUGAAUGGCAUUCAGUGGAUUCUUGAAGAAGUUGAAUCUAAGCAUGCAAGGUGAUCCUCCUUUUGGACCCCAAGAACUGAAACCAGUUGACACUAAGGUCGUGAUGUCAAUAUUUGCUCAGCCGGCUCAUUUUGUCCUGCCUUUUUGCAGGUAGGCUUUACAUUGUAGCUGCUGUGCCUUUAAUACACAUUUUGUUUUUUACCUUAACAAAUACAAGUAAGAGUUUCAAAGCAAGCAUUUUUAGCCUAAAAAUGAACAUUUUAAGAUUUUUUUGAUGAUUUUUAUAUUUUCUCUCUUUGAAAAAAUAAUA